Messenger RNA from Nilaparvata lugens (brown planthopper), 756 nucleotides. Its product is annotated as bumetanide-sensitive sodium-(potassium)-chloride cotransporter. The annotation marks the transcript as partial. Gene Ontology annotation, biological process: potassium ion import across plasma membrane; chloride ion homeostasis; potassium ion homeostasis. Gene Ontology annotation, molecular function: sodium:potassium:chloride symporter activity. The transcript is spliced from 5 exons. Lineage: Eukaryota; Metazoa; Arthropoda; Insecta; Hemiptera; Delphacidae. Gene Ontology annotation, cellular component: membrane. The record is from RefSeq and is a predicted model, not a curated record.
GUGUUGGUGUUCUCGGGCUUACCUAGCAGCCGACCGGCGCUGGUUGACUUUGCAUACCUAAUCACCAAGAACAUCUCACUGCUGGUGUGUGGCCACGUGGUGUCCGCACGCGUCAACAACCGCACGCGCACCGCACUCAGGCACAAGGCGCACAGUUGGCUGCACUGUCACAAGGUGAAGGCAUUCUACAGCGAGGUGGAUGACGUGUCGCUGGAGGAGGGGGGAAAGGCGUUAUUGCAGGCAACCGGGCUGGGAAAGUUGCGCCCAAAUGUGGUGCUGUUGGGCUACAAGGCCGACUGGGCGCAGUGCGAUCGCCUCCAAUUGGCACACUACUUCCACCUCGUGCACAAAUCGCUUGACCUGUACAUGGCGGUUGCAAUUCUGAGAGUGCCUGGAGGAUUGGACCACUCCAAGCAGAUGUCGGAUGAACCUGAAAUCCUCGCUCUCGACGAGGGCAACACCAGCAUCCUCAACACCAGGCAGAACUCGCAGGAGUCGAUUCCCAGGAAUGUUUCCUACUCGCAAAUGUCUCAAGUGGCUAUGCACCAUUCGAUGAGGUCUAUCUAUGAUCCAGCACAGCAGACUUUUGUGAGUGAUGUGAGUGAACUGACACCCCCUUCCACCCCGAAUGUGAGCCGAAGUAGGAAAGUGAAUGUCCGUCCAGACGCGGACUCCGAUCAGAAGAAGAAAGAUGUGAAAGGCGAUCGCAACUCUAGGCAGUCACGAGGCAGUGUUUACAAGUGAGUAUCGAUGAAA